Molecule: messenger RNA, 1338 nt
Organism: Heteronotia binoei (common prickly gecko)
Lineage: Eukaryota; Metazoa; Chordata; Lepidosauria; Squamata; Gekkonidae
Product: E3 ubiquitin-protein ligase RFWD3-like
Biological process (GO): double-strand break repair via homologous recombination; protein ubiquitination; interstrand cross-link repair
Cellular component (GO): site of double-strand break; nucleus
Molecular function (GO): ubiquitin protein ligase activity; protein binding
Source: RefSeq, a predicted model, not a curated record
AUGGGCUACAAUCAUCAUCUUCAUAAUGAAGGUGAAAUUGAAGUGGCAACUCUAGAAACAGCUGACUUUAAAGUACUGAAACACAAGGAUGCUUCUUACCUUCGCAGUGUCUCUAAUAAAAGCAAUGGUGCCAUUAGACGCAUUACCUUAGCAGCCUUGCAUGAGGGGGCGCCUUCGGAGUUGGCGGUUCAGACUGGGGAUCAGUUCCAUGUCUGGGGGCUGCUGGAUCAGUGUCAGCGCUGGUGCCUAUUGGAACUGCGGGAGGAUGGUGAGGAACCUUUAGGAGUCCCUGAAGAGGCACCAGCACCAUCUGACUUGGGAGUCUCUGAUGCACCACAAAUGAAUCCUCCUGUAGGUGAUUCCAGUGAGCCAGAGCUUCUGGAACCUAGAGAAGGUGCUGUCCAGCAGAAGAAGAAAAGUCCUCUAAAAGGAGCCAAUCCUGCAGCAUCUGUGAUCUCCUCAGAGGAAGAGGAGAGUGGUGAUACCUGCACUAUUAGCUUCAAAGAGUGGACUAAUGCAGGGGGGCACCGUCUCUCUGCCCUGCAGUGUGGGCAUCUCUUUGGCUACAGCUGCAUUGAGAAGUGGCUGAAGGGACAGGCAGGGAAAUGCCCUCAGUGUAAUAAAAAAGCCAAGUGGUCAGACAUUGUGGUCCUUUAUGCCUGCACUCUGAAAGCCUUGGACACUAGUGAACAGGAGCACAUGAAAAGCUCUCUAGAAAAGGAGCAAAUGCUACGAAGGAAAGCAGAGCUGGAAUCUGCUCAGAGCCGACUCCAGCUGCAUGUCUUAAUGGAAGAGUGUACCAAACUUCGGCAGCAAGUCCAGGAAUUGAAGACCUUGAUGGGUCAACAUCAAACCAGUUCCUCUCAGCAGCCCACCAACUCUCGCUCUGGCCUCCGAGGAUGCCCUUCCUCCAGUCAAGGCCAGCAUAAGUACCAUUUUGAGAAAGCCUUUGUGGUAUUCCAAGCUGGCAGCUGCAGGGUCAUGGCAUACUGUGAUGUGCUGAGCUGCCUGGUGAUGUCACAGCCCUCUUCUCAGAGCACCCUCAUUCCUGGUUAUGGGAUUAAGAUGAUGAGUGCUGUCAACUUGAACAGCAGCCAGUAUGUCCCCAUCCAGAAGGAGAUCCGAGGCCUGGCCUCCAGCAACCGUUCAGAUGGCUUGCUUGUAUCUGCUGCCCUGGACAACACCCUGAAGCGUACAAGCUUGACAACGAACACUGUUGUGCAGACUUACAAUGCAGGCUGGCCUGUCUGGAGCUGUUGCUGGUGCCUGGAUAAUACUAACUACAUCUACGCUGGACUUGUCAAUGGCUCUGUAUUGGUAUAUGACCUGCGGGUAUAG